This is a messenger RNA of Chiloscyllium plagiosum (whitespotted bambooshark), 2099 nucleotides long. RefSeq names its product polymerase (DNA-directed), epsilon 4, accessory subunit (gene pole4). Gene Ontology annotation, biological process: DNA-templated DNA replication. The record is from RefSeq and is a predicted model, not a curated record. Gene Ontology annotation, cellular component: nucleus; epsilon DNA polymerase complex. NCBI's taxonomy places the organism in Eukaryota, Metazoa, Chordata, Chondrichthyes, Orectolobiformes, Hemiscylliidae. Gene Ontology annotation, molecular function: protein heterodimerization activity.
UCGGGGAGCAGCAGGCGGUGAGGCGGGAAGGCGGUUGAUGGAGGAACGCGAGAGCGGAGUGGGGCUGCAGCAAGCGGGGGAGUCGGCCCAGAGCCUGCAGCCGGAGGUCGAGGUGGAGAGGCCGGGCCUGCAGCAUAAACUGCUCCGGCUGCCGCUGAGCCGGAUCAAGGGGCUGAUGAAGGCUGAUCCCGAUGUGUCGCUGGCGAGCCAGGAGGCCGUGUUCGCCAUCGGGAAGGCCACGGAACUAUUUGUUGAAGUGAUUGCGAAGGAUGCAUAUUCAUUCGCUUUGCGGGGAAAACGCAAAACUAUCCAGCGAAAGGAUGUGGACAAUGCAGUUGAUGCUACAGAUGAAUUUGCAUUUUUGGAAGGGGAGAAGGCAUUGCUGCAACAAGGUGCAACAGACAAAAUUAUCUUGAGUUGAGUUACUAAUAUGAAGGCUCAAACUUGUUGAAUUCCACGAUCAUUCAAGACUGUUGUUCAUCUUUCAUAGAAGCAAUAAUUGUACUAAUACAAUGUACCGUUCUAUUCACUCAAUCACUUCUCUCACCUAUUCUUAAAAGUACUCUUAAUCAAACUGUUGGGACAUCUUUUUUUAUUCAUGAUGGAGUCGCUGGCUAGGCCAGCAUUUAUUACCUAUCACUAAUUGCCCAGAGAGCAGUUAAGAGUUAACCACAUUGAUGUGGGUCUGGAAUCACAUGUAGGCCAGAUCAAAUGAGGACAUUAGUGAUCAGAUGCGUCUUCGAGCUAACAGUCCAGCAAUAAUACCAAUAGGCCAUCAUCUCCCCUUAAUGAUGCACAGCUGACAUACAUGGGACUUGAACCCAGAUCUUUUGGCCCACUGAUGGGAGCAUUACCUCUGCUACAAGAUCUGCUUAACCUAUUCUUAACUAUUGACAUACUUUUUGCUUUAUUCAUAUUUUGGUAUUGCACUCCAUAGCUUCACAUUUGUUUUUAAUCCUAACUUACUUGUUUAUAAUCUUCUUUCGUUCCCCUGUAAAUAGUUCCUGUACAUUGUCACACCUCUUUAUGAUUUUAGUAUUUAUCACAUCACUCAUAAUUGUAUUGUACCUAAUUGUGACCUUAUGAUUAUAUUCACCAUGCCAUUUUGACUCUUAUUUUAAACAUCUUAAAACUCAGUAUUGUAUAAGCUUAUCUCUUUAUAGUCUUAUCCUGCUGCUUUUAAUGUCUUAUUUAUCUGAAUUCCAAAUCCCUCUUCAUUUCCACAUUGCCUGGCUUUCACUUCAAUUACUAAGUUAUUACAUUUCUCGCUCAAUUCUCCCUCUCAAACAACUCAAAAUAAUUAAUUGACUGUCAACUACUUUGAGACGUGCUCGGAUCACUAAUGCGAAAUGUUAAUGCUGUUUGCUUCUUAGAAUUAGCUUUACUGUCACGUACUCACAUGAGUACAGUGAAAAGUUUACAAGUCACUACUUACGAUACCAUGUUAGGUACAAGAGUACGUAGGCACAGAUUCUUAAGUAUAGAUUCUUAGGGAUACAUUAGAAAAAUUCAAAAUCAUAGGAAUAAAAUAAAUAAAUGAAUGUGUUUUUAAAUUAAGAAUUGCAGUCCUUCCACCCCAGUGUGCGACAGUACCUAGCCUCCAGACUACAAAAGGAAUAAAAAAUUACAUAAAUAGAGUUCAUCAUCUGAACAAGGGGUCUACAACACAAAUACACUGCUUUUGCAAGGUCCCAGCCAGAAGUCUUUGCUCCAGGCACCACGUCCACCGAGUCCAAGCUUCAGGCACCACCAUCACUGCAUCCAAAGACCCCCUGAGUCCCCACUGCAGGCCUACCACAGGUAGAAACCUUUUUUUGGGCACAGUCAUGACCAGUGACCCUCCGAGUCCAGGCACUAAGCCUACUGCAGUCAGGAAUCAUCACUCCGGGCACUGUAACCACCGCAGCCAAUCAACAUUUCUCCUGUUUCCCCAUGACAUCAGAAAAUAACCAAAAAUGUCAUUCCCCCUCCUAUCUUUCUAUCCUUCCUAUAGUAUCUAUAUCCUAUAUGCUACCAGUCCUGUGCAUCCCUGAGCCACGUUUCUAUAAUAGCUACGAUAUCCCAGUCCCAUGUUCCCAACCAUGCCCUAAAUUCAUCUG